Molecule: messenger RNA, 2089 nt
Organism: Elgaria multicarinata webbii
Lineage: Eukaryota; Metazoa; Chordata; Lepidosauria; Squamata; Anguidae
Gene: ECHS1
Product: enoyl-CoA hydratase, short chain 1
Exons: 1
Coding region: 336-1208 (290 amino acids)
Biological process (GO): fatty acid beta-oxidation
Cellular component (GO): mitochondrion
Molecular function (GO): enoyl-CoA hydratase activity
Source: RefSeq, a predicted model, not a curated record
UCUGUAUGUCAGCCAGCAUCAGGUUGGUUGAUUUUUUAAAAAAUAAACAAACCCUUGCCUGGCAUUUUGAAAUACGCAGGGGCGGAGCAAGAGGUUUGGGUUAUUUCGAAGUACUGCCACGAAAGGUACUGCCUCGAAUCCUGCCUGCCUGCCUCCCCCGCCUGCCUGCCUCUUUUUAAAAACUCUUAAAAUCCCUAGGCUUUCCCUAAGCCUUUCCACCCCUCUCGACCCCACACAUGGAGGGCCCUACCGAUUGGGAGCCAGAAGUCCUGCCGAGGAGCCAUUGAGCUUGCAGCCCCGGGCUCCACCUCCCCACCGCCCGCCCUCCCGCUAGCAUGGCCGCUGCGUGCCUCCUUCGCCGCCUGGUCCGCCUGCCUGCCGUGGCCCCCACCUCGCUGCCGCCGCGCCGCUUCCUAGCCGGGGCCGCUCAGUUCCAGUACAUCGUGGUGGAGCGGAGAGGGGCCAAGCAGAACGUGGCCGUGAUCCAGCUGAACCGGCCCAAGGCCCUGAACGCGCUGUGCGAUGGGCUGAUGAGCGAGAUGAACCAGGCCCUGGAGUCGCUGGAGCAGGACCCGGCCGUGGGCGCCAUCGUCAUCACGGGCAGCGAGAGAGCCUUCGCCGCCGGAGCAGACAUCAAGGAGAUGCAGGGCAGGACCUUCCAGGAGUGCUACGGGGGCAAUUUCCUGGCGCACUGGAACCGGGUGGCCAGCGUCAGGAAGCCGGUCAUCGCCGCGGUCAACGGCUACGCCCUCGGGGGUGGCUGCGAGCUGGCCAUGAUGUGCGACAUCAUUUAUGCCGGGGAGAAGGCCCAGUUUGGGCAGCCCGAGAUCCUCCUGGGCACCAUUCCCGGCGCUGGCGGGACCCAGAGGCUGACCAGGGCCGUGGGCAAGUCGCUGGCCAUGGAAAUGAUCCUCACCGGCGAGCGGAUCUCUGCCCAAGAGGCCAAGCUGGCAGGCCUGGUCAGCAAAGUCUGCCCUGUGGAGAAGCUGCUCGAAGAAGCCGUCAGCUGCGGCGAGAAGAUCGCCAAGAACUCGAAGUUAGUGACAGCCAUGGCCAAGGAAGCGGUGAAUGCCGCCUUUGAGAUGACCCUAGCGGAGGGGAAUAAAGUGGAGAAGAGGCUGUUCCAUGCCACCUUUGCCACGGAUGACCGGAAAGAGGGGAUGAGUGCCUUUGUGGAGAAGCGCGAGGCAGAUUUUAAAGACCACUGAUUCACCCCACAGAAGCCCCUGAUACACACCAGAGCAUCAUCGUGGGAACGUGUGGCUGGCUGACAGUUGGGCUACCUGAAGAAAUACUGCCUGGGUUCAUCCAGUUUGUAUCUCUCUGCCGUAAGAGGCCUUUAACUGCAAACCUCUGAAGGGGUGCACAAAAGCAGAUGUCCAGAUGUUUCAGAUUUCAACUCCCACCAUUCCUGACCGGUGGUUGUGUUGGCAGGGGUUUCUGGGAGUUAUAGUCCAAAACAUCCAGGAGAUCUACUUUCUGCUCACCCCUGCCCUAAAGGGGCUGCCUUCUGCUUGCCAGGAAGCUGACAUGUCCCAUGAGUAUGGGGCGGAUUCAUACCAUGGAAAGCUAAUUAUCCGUUUCUUGUGUAAGAAAAUAAUUGGAAGUAAUUCUUUUCCCCAAUUCCCAUUAAACAAGCUUUGGGGGAAUGCUUCUGUCUGAAGAUGGCUUAGGGUUUUUUUCCCUGAUAGUUUGGAUGUAGUGUAUGUUGCAGAGUUAUACUGCAGUGCCAGAUGUUGGGGAUGUUACAUGCACACACAUGGCUUUAAGUCUCUUCCCACAACUCAAAUUGCACAUUCUACCUCCAAACUGAGGUAAAUGGGAGAGGUUUGCCAAAUGUGGUUAUAAUGUUCCAGUCAUGUACCUAUUGCCACUUGCAGAGUUCUGCUGUUCUGGUGGUGAGUCUGAGCUGUAGCUGUUGGAUUACAGACGGGCAAGACUGCAGGACCUGUCUUGCGUGUUUGUAGAUGCUAAUGAAGCUCAUAAGCUCCAACCUGUAGCCAGAAAUGUAGUGGGUAAAAGGCUAUGUCGGUGGGGGUGCUUCCAAAGUCAAUGCAAAGAGAAAUAAAAUGAAAGGUGUUUGAAUUAA